CAGGGGGAGGAGGAGGGGCUGUUUUGGUCGCACGGAAAGCAGAAGUGCAAAGAUGAAGCUGACGGUAAUAGCUGCCUUGUGUCUAUCCCUUCUUUUGGUUCAUAUUAAUCUUUCGGUGGCCGUUAAAAAAGGAAAGUUUGGUGGGAUAACCAAUCUUUUUAAGAAGCCUCCCAAAACAAGUACUAAACUAGACUCUAAAUCCAAGGAUACAGUACUCAAAAAGUCCAAACAACCCACACAGUCCAACCAAGGAAGCUACCCUCAGCAACCAGGUGGGUACCCUAACCAAGGAGGCUACCCUCAACAGCCAGGCAGACCAGGAGGGUACCCUAACCAAGGAGGAUACCCUCAGCAACCAGGAGGUUACCCUAACCAAGGAGGCUACCCUCAACAGCCUGGAGGGUACCCUAACCAAGGAGACUACCCUCAACAGCCAAGCAGACCAGGAGGGUACCCUAACCAAGGAAGCUACCCUCAACAGCCUGGAGGGUACCCUAACCAAGGAGGCUACCCUCAACAGCCAAGCAGACCAGGAGGGUACCCUAACCAAGGAAGCUACCCUCAACAGCCAGGAGGGUACCCUCACCAAGGAAGCUACCCUCAACAUCCAGGAGGGUAUCCUAACCAAGGAGGAUACCCAAACCAAAGAGGACACCCUCAGCAGCCAGGAGGGUAUCCUAACCAAGGUGGAUACCCUCACCAAGGAGGCUACCCCCAACACCCAGGAUACCCAGCUGGUGGUUACCCAGCACAAGCCUACCCAUAUGGAGGAGGUUAUGGCAGUUAUCCUGGUGGAUACAUAAACUACAACCCAAACAACAAAAUCCUGAGUCCUCAGUAUGGUGGCAGCUUUGGUUAUGGGGGUUAUGGCGCUGGAGGUGGGUCUCCCUUCUCCCAAAAUGUAAAGUCGAUGGGCUUUGGGCCCUCUGAUAAAUCCAGAGGGUUUGGACGCACUGCAGUAAUGGCGGCAGCUGGAGGGGCUGUGGCAGGAAUGGCCCUGGGCUACGGAUUAGGGAGGUUCCCUCGGCCACAUUUCCACUUUCACAAUCCCCAGGAGGAAUAUUACUACAACUACUACAUGUACAGGAAAUAUGGUAUCAAAUCUACUGAUACUAAUGACUACAGCAGAGAUUAUAGAUAUGAUCCACCCCCUCAGACCUACGAUAGAUACAUGGACUCCUGCAUGAAGAGAACAGACCUUCUGCCUGCAGAGAGGCAAAAGCCAAACAACAAACCACCUGCCACCACAAGUCACACUACCCCAACUGCUUCUGUUAAUUCCAAUACUACUUCUGCACCAGUUACUGUAACUGGCAGCAACGCAACAACUAACAGCACUGCAACAAGUAACAGCACUGCAGCAGGCAACUCCUCAACCACUGCACCUUCAACUCGCCACCCUCUAAAUAAAUCUGAAGUCAAUCCUACAUCUCCACCUGCACGGGUUCUCAGAAACGCUGCUACUGAUGAUGACGAUGAUGAAACAGUCAGCAUUGUGGAGAUCGGCUACCCAGCACUGAUCAGACAGAUGAAGGCCAAAAGAUGUCUUGAACUUUACAUGGUCUACACUGAAAAGCAUUUGAAAAAAUUUCCGACACCCACACCACACUCCCCUUCUGCUGGAGUGAAGAAACUAGAGAUGGGCUUGCAGGGGCUUCUGUCUGUGGCAACUGGUACUACAGUAAUGCUACUGAAUAUCAACAUGCAAAUGCUGCUGCACUGAGGCAUUUAUUAGCACUGAAAGUGAUUGAGAAAUGUAGGUUUAAGGUGCCCAACAAAAAAAGUGUUAAAACAGAAUGGAAAUGUCAUUCAUUUGUCCACUAUCCUGGUUUAGACUGAAACUGUCUUGGUAAGUGGUAAAAUAUCUGCUGUUCAUAUAUCUGCAGGCCCCAAAGAAUGACAGCUUGACAUUUUUGAUUUUGAGUAACAUAUCUUGGUGAGUUUUGGGUAGAUUAUAAGGAUGAAUUGUAAAAUGUUUAAUCUAAUGCUACUAUCAGUCCAAUUAUCUUUUUCCAAUAGCUGGUUUUGUUUUCUCACCAAAUACCUGCAAAAUUAUUUACAUUCUUGUCAGCCUGAGCUGAACUUUGUGCUAAAUUUUGUGAACACUGUGAAAAUGCUAGCAUGCUAAAAUUAGCAUUUAACCAAAAGCCCCAUUGUGCCUCAGAGUCACAAAGAUAGCUAUACACUUGGACUCUUGCUUAUUUAUUGAAAAAAUCUGGCCAGUCUUAGUGUGUUAGGGGAUUUUUUUUGCACUCUGGCAAUCAUACGGACUGUGUUACUGUGUUGAUGUGUUUAAAUAUAUACAGUAGUGCCAUAAAGGAUAUGCGAUAUUAGUAUUUAUAUGUAGUGAUUAUAUGAACUUGUGUCGAGCUAAUGUUGAAGGACUGUCUGACUGAAGGACAGUUCUAAAAUGAAGAGUGAACUUUACACUGAAUGAUGAGAAUGCAGUAAAUAUUAAAAUAUUAACAUUGUGAGAACAACUGAGUAUUCAUAAUGGAUCACAUUUUAACCGUUGUCAUUGUAUACUAAACUGAAUCUUUAUGUAAUCAUCACAAGUUUAACUGAAAUACAGAAAAACUGUUCAAAAUCCUGUUUAAGGCUGAUUACGUUUUCUGUUGGGUAUUUCAUUUCAUUUGGAUAAAACGAUCUUCAUAAGCCAGAUACUGUUGUCCUUCAAUGUUGUAAUCAAUACAAUGUUGUGCACUGUC
Amphiprion ocellaris (clown anemonefish) is the source of this 2708-nucleotide messenger RNA. It is a transcript of the gene prnpb, whose product is annotated as prion protein b. The record is from RefSeq and is a predicted model, not a curated record. The transcript has 2 exons. Lineage: Eukaryota; Metazoa; Chordata; Actinopteri; Pomacentridae. The coding region runs from base 53 to 1723 and encodes 556 amino acids. Gene Ontology annotation, cellular component: membrane. Gene Ontology annotation, biological process: protein homooligomerization.